AUGAUUCUAAGGUUUGUCAUAAUUCUCUUCGGAGUUAUAAUACAUGCUUUGUCAGAACCUGCGCAUGACAGUGAUCAUGAUAUUCAAAGGAUAAAACAUGAGCCGAGGUAUUUUAUCACUGCAUCUAAGACAGUGCGUCCAGGUCAAGUGUACAGCAUUUAUGCUACUGUAUAUAAAUCAACUUAUCCUAUUAGUGUUAGAGCUUCAAUUCAUCGAAAUGGUGUGGAGUUGGUUUCAGCUUUACAGGAAUGUCAGUCUUCUGUUCCAGAAACUUUGAUGCUGAAAAUACCUCCUACUAGUCUUUUUGGAUCUUAUAAACUACGAAUAGAGGGAGAUAUUCAUGGAGUCCUUGUUGGAGGAACUGCAUUUUACAAUGAAUCAGAGCUUGUUUAUUCACAGAGGUCAAUGACUAUUUUUAUUCAGACAGAUAAACCUAUUUAUACUCAAGGAGAAACUAUUUAUUUUCGUGCCAUACCAGUCACUACCGAUUUAAAGGCGUUUUCAGAUGCCAUUGAUGUGUUCAUCCUCGACCCUAGAAGAACUGUUAUGCGCAGAUGGUUAUCUAGGCAGACAAAUCUUGGGGCUGUUAGCUUGAGUUAUGAACUGUCUUUACAACCUCGGUUUGGAAAUUGGACCAUUCAAAUUGUUGCACAGGGCCAGGUGGAGGAGAAAACUAUUCAUGUUGAAGAAUAUUAUCAGACUCCAUUUGAAGUGAAUGUCACCAUGCCUCCUUUCAUAAUGGAAAAUGAACAAGUGAUAACUGGAUGUGUCACAGCAAAUUAUACUAGUGGUGCUCCAGUUUACGGCAAUCUAACAGUAAAAGCGACAGUGGAACCUCUUCAGAAGCAUCAUAAACGUUAUGGUUUAUUGCCAGAAACUAAGCUUUUCCUGAAUUAUUUUAGUGGAUAUGUUGAAUUUAAACUGCCUAUGAAUGAUCUCCGAAGAGCAAUGUCACACCUUGAUCGUUCAAAGUUAACUGUGAUAGUUGAAGUUGGUGAAAGGUUCCUGAAUCAGAUUCAGAUUGGGUUUGCCCAAUCUGUUAUAUAUAAAUCAAACAUAAAACUAAACUUCCUUGGAUCAAGUCCUCAAGUUUUUAAACCAGCCAUGCCAUUUAGAUGUUAUGUUGCUGUAUCAUUUUAUGAUGGGUCUCCUUUGCCUUCUUGGAGACUCAAUGAUCAAAAACUGGAAAUUAUUACUACUGUGCAUUUCAAGUAUGGAGAAGAAAGGCAACUAGAGACAAGAUAUGAACAAAUGUCCCCUAUUCAGUUUGGUAUUUGGGACAUUACUACUGAUUUAUUGUCCAGUUUUGGUUCUCUUUCAUCUCUCAACGAUAUUCAUUCAAUGACAUUAGAGGCAAGAUAUGUGGAUGAAACGGGAGAAAAAGCCAGGGCAAGUUUGCUUGCAUAUGCAUCGUAUGCGCCUAGUAAUCGUCAUAUUCAGGUGUCCACAAGCACUCGGGAUCCUAAAGUUGGAGAAUACAUUAUCUUCCAUGUCAGAGCAGAUUAUUAUGUGAAACAGUUUUCAUAUUUGAUAAUUUCUAAAAGCAUAAUUCUGUUGUCUGGAGUAGAAGAAAUGCCUGCAAGCAUCAAAACAUUCGCAGUUUCUCUUUCACCUGAAAUGGCACCUACAGCAACUGUUGUAGUUUAUGACAUAGCCAGGGAAGGUGAAGUUGUUGCUGAUAGCUUAACUUUUCCCGUGGAUGGCAUAUCCCGAAAUAAUUUCUCUGUCGUUCUAAAUAACAAAAAGGAUAAAACUGGGGAAACAAUAGAGGUUAUUAUCAAAGGGCAACCAGGAACUUAUGUUGGUCUUUCAGCUGUUGACCAUGUUUUGCAUAACAUGCGCACUGGAAAUGAUUUGAGUCAUGCUGAGGUAUUGGAAAAAAUGAAUGCAUUUGAUGAGAAGAUGAAUGGUACUUUAUCAUAUUCAUGGAAAUCUCGUGGCGGGAAUUCCAAUCAGUUUAUCAACUAUCCAUCAUCAUCUUAUGGUAUGGAUGCAAGCAAAAUUUUUAAGUUCGCUGGUUUAAUUCUGUUUACUGAUGCUCAUGUUCCUAAGAGACCAGAUGAUUGUAGCAAGUCUGGAGAUUAUUCUAGUUGCAUGGAUGGCAAUUGUUUUAGGUCUGAUAAAUAUUGUGAUGGUUUUAUGGAUUGUCUUGAUGGUUCUGAUGAAAGUGGAUGCCCUGUCCAAAGUGAACUUGACAUUGCCGAAUAUCAACGAACUAGAAUAAAUAGAAUUCAGAAGAUGUAUGAAAAUGCCUGGAUAUGGAAAGAUAUAAAUAUUGGACCCCUCGGUCACUAUAUUUUUAAUAUACCAGUUCCAUCUGUACCAACCUCUUGGAUUAUAACUGCUUUUGGAAUGAACAGUGCUAAUGGAUUUGGUUUACUUCCUCAUCCAAUUCAGUUUUCUUCUACGAGACCAUUUUAUAUGGUUCUUGAGAUGCCAACUAAGUGCAAAAUUGGAGAGCAAAUUGGUCUACGUAUCGUUGUUUUCAAUUAUUUUCACAAUGAAAUGGAUGUUUUAGUUAGUGUUGCUAAAUCUCCUUAUUAUAAGUUCGUCCAUGUUGAACCUUUUGGUGUAGUUGAAUCAUAUGAUCCAAGAACAUCAUCAGAUGAGCAGCAGCAUCUUAUUUUGAUAAAAGCUGGGAAAUCUGCUGUUGUUUAUAUGCCAAUAGUUCCCAUUGUGCUUGGCAAAAUCAAUGUGACAGUUAUGGCAAGAUCACAGAUUGCCAAAGAUAUACGCACUAAAGAGUUACUUGUUGAAUCAGAUGGUAUUCUUCAGCAGAAACACACAAGUAUUCUUCUUGAUUUGUCACAAGGAGCACAUUUAAUCAAGUACAUGGAUACAAAUAUCACUGAGUCUCCUGUAGUCCCAUAUCGACAAGAGCGUUUAUAUAUAUAUGGAUCUACUAAAGCUAGCAUUUCUGUCACAGGAGCUUUUGUAGGAGCAGCAUUUCCCACAAUGCCGAUAAAUGCAUCAAGUAUUCUUCAAAAACCAGACUGGUGUGGUGAGCAGAAUAUGUUUAACUUUGCUGCAAAUCUUUAUACUCUUAUGUACCUGAGGCUAAGUGGUCAGAGACAAUCUAGAUUGGAAAAGCAAGUUUUUAAAUAUUUAAAUCUUGGUUAUCAACGCCAAAUCAGUUAUCAGAUGAAAGAUGGAUCAUUUUCUCCUUUUCGAUGGGACACUUAUCCUAGUGUCUGGUUAACAGCUUUCUGUGCUAGAGUAUUUAAAAAAGCAACUUUCCAUGAGUGGGAGAAUUAUCUCUAUAUCGACGCUUCAGUUAUCGAAAGAGCUGUUUUAUGGCUACUGGAUUAUCAAACUUAUGAAGGGUCAUUUUAUGAAACUUCUCUUUACCCAUUUGAUAGAAAAAUGAAUCUUACAUCAAAACGCCUAAAGGAUCCUGUGAAGUAUAGAAACAUUACACUAACAGCUCAUGUUUUAAUAACAUUAGCUGAAGUUGGUGACUUGAGUGGUGAAGUAGGCUCUAAAGUAUCACAAGCUAAGCAACGAGCUACUCGUUACCUCGAGAAAAUGCUGCACACAAUUAGAGAAUCAAAGGAACCCUAUGAAAUUGCAAUUGUUUCUUAUGCUUUGACACUUGUGAACAGUAUUGAUGCAGAAACAGCCUUUAAUAUAUUAGAUGGGAAAAUGAGAGAAGCAGGAGGAUUAAGGUAUUGGUCUAAGGACUAUGUUCCACCACCUUUAUCAAAAGUUGAGAAUAACCAGACACCCUAUUUGAUACCACGACUUCCGCAUAAAUAUGAAGCUUCCAAUGUGGAAACUACUGCAUAUGCAUUGCUUGUGCAUGUUAAGAAAACAGCUGUAAUACAGAGAGAGAUAGUUGCUUGGCUCAAUUCUCAGCGAUCCACAGAUGGUGGAUGGGCUUCAACGCAAGAUACUAUUGUUGCUAUGCAAGCAUUAAUUGAGUAUGCAGUGCAAUCUCGACAGAGGGAUGUGAUGGAUGUUACCGUAUCUGUAGAAGCCCCUUCCACCCCAGGAUUUUCAAAGCAGUUGCAUAUUGAUGAGAAUAAUUUCUCUGAACUGCAGAAAAUUGAUAUACCUAAUGCUUAUGGAGCUGUCAUAGUGAAAGCUCAAGGAUCAGGAUUAGCUUUGGUUCAACUUUCAGUUCAAUACAAUGUUGAUUGGAAACAUCUGAUGAUUCCUCCACCUUUGCCUGCUUUCAAUCUGGAUGUUAAAUUUCAUUAUUCUGGUCGCAAUAGUUCUCACAUUACUUUCAGAUCUUGCCAGAGUUGGACUUUGCUGUCUGAAAGUAAAGCUAGUGGAAUGGCAGUUUUGGAAAUUGGGAUACCUACUGGCUACAUAAUAGAACAACAUGAACUACAUGGAUAUGUGCGUUCACACAUGGUUCGAAACCUCAGAGAAGCUCGCUUUCAGGAAGGAAAAAUUACAUUUUAUUUUGAAUAUUUGGAUAUUUCGCCAAUUUGCCUGACAUUCACAGUACAAAGAUGGUUUCCUGUUGCUAACAUGACACGAUAUUUAUCUGCCAAAGUAUAUGAUUAUUAUGCUCCAGAGCGAUACAAUCAGACAAUGAUGGAUAUGUACAGUUUAUUUGUUCUUAGUGUGUGCCAAGUUUGUGGUUCUUACCAGUGCCCUUAUUGCCCAGUAUUUAGUUCAUCUUUCAUUACGUGUUCUAUAAACAUCUAUAUAGUCAUUAUGUGUAUCUUAGUAUCCACAAUCUUUGUACUUGCGUCAAAAUAAACUAUUCAUUUCAUAUUCACGAGAUCCUGUGCAUCAGCAUGCAGAAAGAUUCCCCAUGUGUUGCCAUAAGAUGAGAUAUUUAAAAAAUGUGCUUCAAAUUUGAAAAAACUGGCCAUAUUUCCUCUUUUAAUUUGUUUAUUUGGAAUUUAGUUAGU
Molecule: messenger RNA, 4868 nt
Organism: Uloborus diversus
Lineage: Eukaryota; Metazoa; Arthropoda; Arachnida; Araneae; Uloboridae
Product: CD109 antigen-like
Cellular component (GO): extracellular region
Molecular function (GO): protein binding; endopeptidase inhibitor activity
Source: RefSeq, a predicted model, not a curated record